ACAAAUAAACUCGUUACUUAAGAAAAAUGGCUGAUUUGGAUUUGCAGAGGAAGAUGGUGUCUCCCAAACUCCACGUCACCAUUCCGGAGCUGCUUAAGCUCUCCUCCUCCUCCUCCUCUUCCUCUGCCUCCGCCUACGAGCUCUACCUCCGUUUGCCGGAACUCAGGAGCCUCUGGUCCUCUCUGGAUUUCCCUCACUGGAUCUCCGAGCCUAUUCUCAAACCAGCUCUUCAAGCUCUUGAGAUUACUUUCCGUUUAAUCCAGAACGUUGCUUCCGACACACGUCCUUACAUCAACCGCCGUGAGUGGAUCCGACGGUUGGAUUCGCUCGCGACGAGCCAGAUCAAAAUCGUGGCCUCAAUCUCCGAGGAUGAGGAGGAGACGGAAUCGACGGCUCCGAUCAGCAACAGCUGGAGCUCGCUGAGUCUGUUACCGGAGAUCGCAACGUGUCGUGCAUCGGAGAGCAUUGGACAGAAGAUCUUGUGUACCAUCGAGAAUGAGAUGCGUUGGUGUAAGUAUACACUCGGUUUAGGUGAACCAAACCUCGCCGGAAAACCGUAUCUCCAAUACGACGUCGUUUGUCGCCCCGACGAAAUACACAGAGUCAAGAACAAUCCAUACGCCGAUCACAUUGAUAACAUGGAGAACCAAACACUAUACACUAUUCACCAGAUUUUUGAAUCUUGGAUUUACGCUUCCGUGAGUCUCUUGAACCGAAUCGUCUCGAGAAUCGACGAGGGAAAGUUCGAAAAAGCUUCUGCUGACGUGUACUUGCUAGAGACGAUGUGGAAGCUUCUGACAGAGAUCGAGGAUCUGCACAUUCUGAUGGAUCCAGAGGAUUUCCUCAAGGUUAAGAAACAGCUGCAGAUCAAAUCAACGUCUCAAAACGACGCGUUUUGUUUCAGGUCCAAGGGACUAGUGGAGAUGGCGAAGUUGUCGAAAGAGCUGAGACAGAAAGUGCCAGCUGUCCUCGAUGUGGAGGUGGACCCUACCGGAGGUCCGAGGUUGCAGGAGGCGGCGAUGAAGCUUUACUCGAGGAAGGCAGAGUACGAGAAGAUCCAUUUGCUUCAGGGGAUGCAGGCGGUUGAGUCGGCGGCGAAGAGGUUCUUCUUCGGGUACCAGAAACUGGUGGCGGCGAUGAUGGGGAGCGCGGUGGCGAACGCGAACAGAACGGCGGCGAGUCAUCACGAGUCGUGUGACUCGCUGACUCAGGUUUUUAUGGAGCCAACGUAUUACCCGAGCUUAGACGCUGCAAAGACUUUUCUUGGAGAGUUUUGGGGACAUCUGGUAUGCAGUGGACGACACUGACACAACUAAGGCAAACACUAUUUAAUCCAUAGCUGUAAACACUAUUGAAAUUUUUGAAAAAUUUAACGAUCCGUGUAUGAAUAUAUAUUUUUUGACAUAAACGAGUGUUUUCACA
Molecule: messenger RNA, 1422 nt
Organism: Eutrema salsugineum
Lineage: Eukaryota; Viridiplantae; Streptophyta; Magnoliopsida; Brassicales; Brassicaceae
Product: nematode resistance protein-like HSPRO1
Exons: 1
Coding region: 27-1307 (426 amino acids)
Biological process (GO): defense response
Molecular function (GO): metal ion binding; heme binding
Source: RefSeq, a predicted model, not a curated record